AUGGUUUCUCGGUCUAUGCGCGAUGUGGCGCCCGUCGCGCCGAAACAUCUUUUUUUGCGCGCGCUUGCGUGUGGUCUGGCGCCAAGGUUCAUGGAGGUGAGGAAGUUUGGCGAUGGCACCCUGAGGCCCCUCUGGAAGAAGACGGAGGUCUCCACGGUGCCAGAGAGGCCCAAGAACUUCGUCGAUGUGGAUGACCAGGUUGCUGGUCCAGCACCAAAGCCAUCAGAUGCUGAGCCAAGUCCCGAAGUGGUCGCGGCAAGCCCGCCGGAGGCUGCCCCAGAGCCCGCCAAAAAGCGGCCGGCAGAAAAGGCGCCGGCUGAGAAGGAAUCCAAGCCUAAGAAGCGAAAAGGCUGA
Molecule: messenger RNA, 354 nt
Organism: Durusdinium trenchii
Lineage: Eukaryota; Dinophyceae; Suessiales; Symbiodiniaceae
Source: the annotation of a GenBank genome assembly